AUGACAAAAUCCUAUAGUCCUGGUCCUGCUGCCUACCAACUGCCUUCUAGCAAUGUUAACAUGAAAAAAGCUCCUGCAUUUUAUAUGGGAAGGAAACUUCCCCCUAAAGGUGUUACAUCUACCUCUCCGGGUCCAGCUGCCCAUGCCGCACACAUGGUAAAAUAUGAUAAGCAAAGUACUCCAAGAAUCACUUUUGGUAUACGCCAUACUCCAUACAAAGCUCUUCCAGGAUUUGCUGCAGAGAAUUAACUUGGAUUCGAACAAUCUCAUACAAUGAAAUCGACAUAGCAAAAUAAGUUUAAUUCCAUCAAUAAUUCAUAAUUUUGUACUCAUCUCAGUAAAUAAGACCUAGAAUGAAUUAUCGAAUCAAUCACAAAUUUCAAAUAAAGGUUUUAAUAUCUAA
Molecule: messenger RNA, 403 nt
Organism: Argiope bruennichi
Lineage: Eukaryota; Metazoa; Arthropoda; Arachnida; Araneae; Araneidae
Product: outer dense fiber protein 3-like
Exons: 3
Coding region: 1-249 (82 amino acids)
Source: RefSeq, a predicted model, not a curated record